CACCUUCGUUCGGCGAGGGUUAUCGUGUUCGGUGGUGAAUACUCGUUGCGGGUGACGGAUCGCCACCGUCUGUCAUUCGUCGAUCAGCUGAUCCCUGGUUAGUGUUAUCCUGGCAACUGCCUCGUCGUCCAAGCCAGCAACGAUUCAGUCGACCAUCCUCUCAACGUUCCAGCCCAGUGCCUGCGAAUUAGGAAGUGGCUGAGCACCCGGGGGACAACAAGAUUCAGGGUAGAAACACGAGAGUCCGAGAAAAGUCCUGGACAGACGAGAGGAGCGUGAUUGAAUAACCGUGGGAAACUUAAAAAAAGAACUCUGGGUCAAGGUUCGAAGAACGUCAGACAUCAGAACGAUGUGAGAAGACUAUAUGGGUGAACACCAAACGAGCAAGGAAGACUCGACGAAAUCACGAACACGUGGCGGGACGUGAAGCGGGCGUUGAGCCUGCUGUGCGUGAAGAAAUUCUCCGGCAGCGGAACAAUGCUGGAAGCGCCGCCCGGAAGUCGCGAGGACCUCGUGGAAGCAGCGAGAACACCAUGUACGCCCACAGAUCUGGACACGAUGCUAUAUGGAUACACGAACAACAUAUACGUGCUGGACCACACUCCUGAGUCCCUGCCGGACAUGGACAUGUUGCAACUGUUCGCCUCGCCAGCGGGUCGAGCGUUGCUCAGCAGCGACAAUCGGCCGAGAAGAUCGACGUCGACCUCCUCCUUGUCUCGAGAGUCCUCUUCAAGGUUGAAGAGCGGCAGAAGACCGUCGGGUACGGGCAUAGUCAGCGCACCGACCUCGCCACCGAGGCAACGCAAAUCUAGCGCGGAACUCUACAAAGAGGCUGUCGAGAUCCUCGGCCUCACCUGUUCGCUGACCGACAGCUGCCGAUGUAUCGACUGCCAGAGCAACUACUUCGACUGCGACGACGAUUGUGGUGACGCGAGACCGGAAUUGGCUGCAGGCACUCCGAUCCUGCUGGACCACGCUCUGUCGCAUCCGUUGACAUGUUCCAUUCAGUAGCAGCCGACCAA
Molecule: messenger RNA, 1022 nt
Organism: Hylaeus volcanicus
Lineage: Eukaryota; Metazoa; Arthropoda; Insecta; Hymenoptera; Colletidae
Exons: 7
Coding region: 478-1011 (177 amino acids)
Source: RefSeq, a predicted model, not a curated record